CAAGUCUCAGAGGGGGGCCUGGCCUGCCCCACGGGACCGCCCGCCCGCCAUGGCGGCGGGCGCGGGGGCAUACAGCCCACGGGCGGGCGUUCUGGCCACGGUCUUCCGGUGCAGUGGGACCGCUGUCUCGCGUGUGUUGCGCACCGCGGACUUCUGGGUGUUCUACGGGAUCUUCAUCUUCUUCUUCGGGGUCUUCAAAGUCGGCAUGGCAGAAUACUAUCUCGGAGACGAGGGCGAACUCGACUUCCUGAAGUACGACUGGAAAGCCUGCGUCCGCUGGGACCAGCUCGAAAUUGUCCUUUACAUAUGCACCUUUUCCUCAGUCUUCUUCCUGUGGCAGUGCAGUCAGCUCUACCUGGAACUUCACGAGCUCAUGCGACGCAUGCUCUCCGACGCGUACGACUCAGCGUACCUGCUGCGCAGCUACGUUCAGCCCUCGGGUUGCCCUCCCUACGAUCGAGUAGCCUGUCGCUGGCUGGUCACCACGGUGCUUCUCUUCUUCAACGAGGCGAGGCAUGGCUGCGUGGAUCAGUCUGGAUGGGACAGGCUGGUCGAAUUCAAGCUGGUGGGCAAGGAGGAGGCAGACUUUCUGUCGGAAUUGACAGACGGGCAGCGGUUCCUGGUGAUGAUGCACUGCGUGGCAGACGUGGCGAAAACGGGCCUUCAGGUGGCUGGAGUACCCCCCAAUGUGGAGUCCGAUGUGAUCCGCCGGCUUCUCCAGUAUGGCAAUUCCCGAAGCACGCUGAUGGAAACAUUGCGCAACCCUAUCCCGUAUCCGUAUUUCCAUUUGAUGAAGUUCAUGAUUAUGAUCACGCUUUUCCUUUGGGGGUUUGGAGCAGCAACCACGGACUGUUGGUUCGCGCCGCUGCGGAUUUCGUCUUGGUCACCUUCCUCAUGGGCGUGAUGGACACAGCGUAUCAGAUGAAGAACCCAUUCAUGAACGAUGAUGCGGACGUUUAUUUAAGUUUUUGGGUGACGGAGUUUCUCCAGAAUUUCUCCACGCUCGUGGAACUGGAUCUGGGUAUGGUCGACGGCUGGCGGCUGGUCAUGGAGCCCGAGCCGCUGGCCCGCAGCAGGCUGAAGCAGAAGGAUCUGCACGGCAUGUUCGGCCACGAGAAGCCGGCACACCUGCUGCCGAGGGGUGCGAAGGGGUGGCACCCGAAGGCCUCGGAGGCGGAGGCGCCCAGUAGCGCCUCGGCAGCCACUGUCGAGCAUGCGCGCGCUGAGACUCAGAGGUCGCUGCCAACCUGGAGGAGUAGAAGGACUGUAUGGAGGAAGAGGUGGUGGCGGAGGAGGAGGAAGAAUGGGAUGUGUAGUAGUAGUGGUGGUGG
Messenger RNA from Prorocentrum cordatum, 1331 nucleotides. Lineage: Eukaryota; Dinophyceae; Prorocentrales; Prorocentraceae. The record is from the annotation of a GenBank genome assembly.